Molecule: messenger RNA, 1617 nt
Organism: Diorhabda carinulata
Lineage: Eukaryota; Metazoa; Arthropoda; Insecta; Coleoptera; Chrysomelidae
Product: tubulin gamma-1 chain-like
Exons: 7
Coding region: 108-1454 (448 amino acids)
Biological process (GO): mitotic spindle organization; mitotic cell cycle; meiotic spindle organization
Cellular component (GO): microtubule; gamma-tubulin complex; spindle
Molecular function (GO): structural constituent of cytoskeleton; GTP binding
Source: RefSeq, a predicted model, not a curated record
UAUGAUCUCGCUUCAAGUCAGUUAGAAAUCGAUAAAUAUUUAAAGAUAAUUGAUUUACGCAUCAUUUCGUAUAAAUUUACUACUAAUUUUGAAAGAAACGUUCAAAAAUGCCUUGUGAAAUGAUAACCCUCCAACUUGGCCAAUGCGGCAAUCAAAUCGGUUUUGAAUUUUGGAAAAGAUUAUGUGCAGAGCACGGUAUAAAUCCCGAAGGUAUAUUAGAAGAUUACGCUACAGAAAGUAUCGAUAGGAAAGACGUAUUUUUCUACCAAGCCGAUGACGAGCACUACAUCCCGCGAGCCGUACUAUUAGAUUUAGAACCUAGAGUAAUAAACACAAUUUUAAACUCCCCUUAUUCGAAAUUAUACAACCAAGAAAACGUAUUUCUAUCAAAAAACGGCGGGGGUGCGGGUAACAACUGGGCAUCGGGGUUCUCCCAAGGCGAACGAUUAAACGAAGAAAUCUUCGAUAUAAUCGAUAGAGAAGCCGAGGGUAGCGAUAGUUUAGAAGGUUUCGUUUUAUGUCAUUCAAUAGCAGGUGGUACAGGCUCCGGAAUGGGUUCGAACAUAUUAGAAAAACUAUCCGAUCGUUUUCCGAAAAAAUUAGUACAAACUUACAGCGUUUUUCCCAAUUUAGACGAAAUAAGCGACGUUGUAGUACAACCGUACAAUUCUUUAUUAACUUUAAAAAGAUUAACGGAAUCCGCCGAUUCCGUUGUAGUUUUGGAUAAUACUGCUUUAAACAGGAUAGCAGCCGAUCGUUUAAAGAUACAAAACCCCACUUUCACCCAAAUUAACAGUUUAGUCAGCACCAUUAUGUCGGUUUCGACUACCACAUUGAGGUAUCCGUCUUAUAUGAAUAACGAUCUAAUGGAGCUAUUGGGGCCUCUUAUACCGACGCCGAGGUUACAUUUCUUGAUGACGGGUUAUACUCCCCUUUCCACUGAUACGGAUGAGGCUAGUGUUAGAAAAACCACAGUUUUAGACGUCAUGAGGAGGUUGUUGCAACCGAAGAACAUGAUGGUGUCCACUGCGCAAGAUAGGAGCUCCCAACAUUGUUUUAUAUCGAUUUUGAAUAUAAUUCAGGGGGAAGUGGAUCCGACGCAAGUACACAAGUCUUUACAGCGUAUAAGGGAGAGGAAAUUGGCUCAGUUCAUACCGUGGGGCCCGGCUAGUAUCCAAGUGGCGUUAUCCAGGAAAUCCCCUUAUAUACAAUCCGCCCAUCGGGUUUCCGGGUUGAUGUUAGCGAAUCAUACCAACAUCAGUUCACUUUUCGAUCGCGCUUUGACUCAGUAUGAUAAAUUAAGGAAACGGGAGGCGUUUCUGGAUCAGUUCAGGAAGGAGGACAUGUUUAAGGAUAAUCUGGACGAGUUGGAUUGUAGUAGGGAGGUGGUGCAGGAUUUGGUGGACGAGUAUGUGGCCGCUACCAGGGAGGAUUAUUGUACGUGGGAGAAAUGAGGUUGAUUUCUGGGGGUUUGGUGCCAUAUUUACUUCGGUUUUUGAAGUUUUUUUGUUUGGAUCUGAUUUUUUUUUAAUUUUGAUGUUUUUUUUAGGUUAUUUGUGUCGAAAGUUCAUUGUUUUGUAUGUAGGGUUUGUAAUUAUAAGUUAUAUUGUCUAUUAA